AUGCCAUCUAAUUCGACAGCGCUCGACGAAAUUAUUUCUGCCAAGCGCAAGCAGAACCCGCGUCCUCGCCGUGCCGGUGCGCGCCAGUCCAGUGCUUCGCGCGGCAAGAGUGCCAAGGCUGCUGCACUUGGUAGCACGGCCACUGCUGCGGCUGUGAGCCAGGCUAAUCGUCAGCAGCCACCGGUGGUGUUCCCACCGGCGGCUGGUAAGGGUAAGGGCAGCAAGGUGAUUGUGAGCAACCUGCCUACCGACGUGACGGAGGCGCAGGUCAAGGAAUUGUUUUCGACAACAAUUGGUCCGCUGCGUCGUGUGCUAAUGAGCUACCGUGCGAACGGCCAGUCGACUGGUGUCGUCACGGUGGAGUUCCAGCGUGGUGAGGAUGCGGGUCGUGCGUACUCGCAGUACAACAACCGCCUGAUUGAUGGCAAGCGUCCGCUGAAGAUUGAGGUCGUGGUCGACCCUGCGCAUGCGCAAGUGGCUGCGGUGGCUCAGCCGAAUGCUCAGCAGCAGCAGCAGCAGCAGACUGGCGGGAAGACCAAGGCGGCGAAGGCGAAGGCUCGCAAGGGUGGCAAGCGCCGCCGUGAAGACCGUCCGGCUAAGUCGCUGGAGGACUUGGAUGCUGAGAUGGAAGACUACUCCAAGCAGGCUUCCUCGGAGACGCAGCCUAUGCAGGAUGCGCCGGCUGCCUAA
Messenger RNA from Malassezia pachydermatis, 690 nucleotides. RefSeq names its product yra1-rna annealing protein. Gene Ontology annotation, molecular function: mRNA binding. The record is from RefSeq and is a predicted model, not a curated record. Gene Ontology annotation, biological process: mRNA export from nucleus. The coding region runs from base 1 to 690 and encodes 229 amino acids. The transcript is spliced from 3 exons. Gene Ontology annotation, cellular component: nucleus. NCBI's taxonomy places the organism in Eukaryota, Fungi, Basidiomycota, Malasseziomycetes, Malasseziales, Malasseziaceae.